GCUGGCUGGAAGCCAAUCAGCGCAUUUCAUCAAGGUGAUUCAUCCGCCUGAGGGGAAAUAGCGACUUGCCAGUUUAAGCAAGAGUAACGGUAAACCGCACCAGGACAGCCCUCUCUAAACUUUCCUCCACUAAAGAAAGAAAGAAGAAUAUUUGUUUAAUCUGCUCGCAGUUAGGGGUCGAACACACGCAGCACACUGUCUGUUUAGUGAACUUUGAUAAAGUACAGAAUGGCUGAUACAAGUGCGUCCGGCUCUCCCAGCUGCGCGGAGAGGCUGAAAAGCUACGUGAAUACCCAGAAAGGGUUCAUCCUGGCAGCAGAAAUACUUGUCAGUUUUAUCGUCAUCAUCUGCUAUGCUUCUUCCUGGUGUGGAGGCUACACUACGGUGCCCAUAUGUGAGAUGACCUUAUCCAUGAUCUUCUUCGGCAUCUUCAUGAUGGACCUGGACAAGCAGUUCUUAGGGAUCAACUGGGUCUGGACUGAUCUGUUCCGUGCUGCAGUUGGUGCCGUCCUCUACAUCAUCACCUCUCUGGUCAAUCUCAUUGGAGGAUCUAGGGAUGGAGCUUGUAUGGCAGGCGCGGUGUUAGGGUUGUUCGCUGGGCUGAUAUUUGCAUACGACACCUACACAAUCUUCCUCCAAAUCCAAAGUAACAGACAGCACUCAGCAGCUCCAACUGAUGGCAGAGUUUAAAUGUUCUCACACAGAAAUACUUCUGUCAAGAACACAGAAGAACCAAAAGCAGUCAUUUGGGCAAAGGUUAACAGAGGAGCGGGUCAGAGAGGAGGAUGGACAGUAAAAUGAGCAAGUCACAGUUUAAUAAAUGCUGCUGCAUGGCCUGAACAGAUGAAAUGUAUCUUAAAGAAUGAAGCCAGAAAAGAAGAUGACAUAGCCUUAAUAAGGGGUGCUGGCAUCUGUCUGUAUGUCUACUCCAUGAGGGAUUCCCCUCUCAAACUUUUAUUCCAACCAGAGUAAAACGGGAAAGAUUAUGAAAGAGCGACCUAGCACUCACAGAAUCCUCAACCGAUGCUUCUGAGAUAAUUCCAUAACAGCAAAGACGCUGGUAAAGUGUAACCUCCCGGGGGAUAAAAAGCUUUUUAAAGCAUUAUUUUGGGGGCAGCAAACUCAUAAAGCACUCUUUUUUUCCAGGUGUCCCCUUAAUCACUGAAAUAAGAGUUCAUUUUCAUAAUCCUUUAAAAUAUCUCCCCAUAUAAGUGCCCAAUGGUCUUAUCAAGAUGCCAAAUGGCCAGACUUGCUUCUAGGAGGACUUUGGAUGACGUCAUCAUGCAACUUGUCUAAUACACCUGUCUACUGUUAAUGGACUGCUGUAGUAAAUAGUAACUGUGUUAUUUGGGCUUCAGAAGCAACUGACACAGAGGUGGUGCUUUUUGAAUCGUUUAAUAUUAUAAAUGUCUUCUUGGGGGACUUUUUUUGUACUUUCUCAGCUGGUUACACCUUUGCUUUUCUGUUAUUUAACCCUCUGAAAGCAGGCGUUGCAGAUUUGCAACAAGUAAAAGCUAACAACCUGAUUAACCCACAUACAUAUUUUAUGAGGAUUUUUUACU
Molecule: messenger RNA, 1562 nt
Organism: Maylandia zebra (zebra mbuna)
Lineage: Eukaryota; Metazoa; Chordata; Actinopteri; Cichliformes; Cichlidae
Product: proteolipid protein 2
Cellular component (GO): membrane
Source: RefSeq, a predicted model, not a curated record